CAACAACAGCUCGCGGUGCUAAACCUAGGGUUUCUCACGCCGCCGCCGCCGCCUGAGGGAGCGAGGUAGAGCCGCGAUGGCGGAGAAGAAGCAGCGCCCCGGCGGCGCUAGGAAGGAUGAGGUGGUCACCCGCGAGUACACCAUAAACCUCCACAAGCGCCUCCACGGAUGCACCUUCAAGAAGAAGGCCCCCAACGCCAUCAAGGAGAUCAGGAAGUUUGCGCAGAAGGCAAUGGGCACCACGGACGUCAGGGUUGAUGUGAAGCUCAACAAGCACAUCUGGAGCAGCGGUAUCCGGAGUGUGCCAAGGCGCGUCCGUGUCAGGAUUGCCCGCAAGAGGAACGAUGAGGAAGAUGCCAAGGAGGAGCUCUACUCUCUGGUCACUGUCGCCGAGAUCCCCCCGGAGGGGCUCAAGGGCCUGGGUACCAAGCUUGUUGAGGAAGACGAGUAGACCUGCAAGUGUUCCAAUCUUCCUCCAUCAAAGCAAUUUUUGGUGUUUUUGAGUUUGUUACCACUAGGUUCGUUAUCCUUGUGAGGAAACAUGGGGAGCCCUUUGAUCUCACUGUUGCUACCUCGGCUGGUACUGUGGUACACUCUUCAGGACACAUGGGCUUUUGGUUUAUGGAUCCAAAUCGUUUGUGCGGCCAUGCAAAGUUUCUGAAUAUCAUGAAUCUUGUUUCAUUUCCAUUUUAACUGAGUAAGGAUUAUCUCGUCCCCUA
Messenger RNA from Setaria italica (foxtail millet), 719 nucleotides. Its product is annotated as 60S ribosomal protein L31. The record is from RefSeq and is a predicted model, not a curated record. Bases 77 to 451 code for a protein of 124 amino acids. Gene Ontology annotation, biological process: cytoplasmic translation. The transcript is spliced from 2 exons. Gene Ontology annotation, cellular component: ribosome; cytosolic large ribosomal subunit. NCBI's taxonomy places the organism in Eukaryota, Viridiplantae, Streptophyta, Magnoliopsida, Poales, Poaceae. Gene Ontology annotation, molecular function: structural constituent of ribosome.